AGUAAACGCUUGUUUACACUGACUUGGGACCAAAUAACAGAGCAGACACUUUUUGCUUGAAAGCAGAUUAAUUUGAGGGAACAGAUUAACAACGAUUGUUCUCCUUUUCAUAAUCUGGAGGUCAAGUGUGGACUGUCUGAGGUGAUAUGGAGUGCAGCGGGAAGGUAACGCCCCAGUUGAUGCUGGCUGUGGGGACGGCUGUGAUCGGCUCUCUGCAGUUUGGCUACAACACGGGUGUCAUCAACGCACCUCAGAAUAUCAUUGAGAGCUUCUACAACAAGACAUGGAUCGACAGGUUUUCAGAACCCAUUCCUCAGAGCACGCUGACAGCUCUGUGGUCUUUUUCUGUGGCCGUCUUCUCCGUGGGAGGAAUGUUUGGCUCCUUUUCUGUGGGCCUUUUUGUCAACCGCUUUGGCAGGAGGAACUCCAUGCUCAUGGCCAAUGUGUUAGCCUUCCUUGCUGCUGUGUUUAUGGGGUUCAGCAAACUGGCAGCUUCCUUUGAGAUGCUCAUCAUUGGACGUUUUAUAGUGGGUUUGUACUCUGGCCUCUCUACGGGGUUUGUACCCAUGUACGUGGAGGAAAUCUCUCCAACAUCUCUUCGCGGCGCCCUGGGCACUCUGCAUCAGCUCGGUGUGGUGAUUGGCAUCCUCAUGGCCCAGAUCUUUGGGAUUGAAUCCAUCUUGGGGAAUGCGUCCCUGUGGCCGCUGCUGAUGGGGUUCACUCUGCUGCCAGCCUUGCUGCAGUGUGCUCUACUGCCGUUCUGCCCAGAGAGCCCCCGCUACCUCCUCAUUAACUGCAAUGAAGAGAGCAAAGCCUGCAGCGUCCUAAUGAAGUUGCGGGGCACCGACGAGGUGAGUGAGGACAUACAGGAGAUGAGGGAGGAGAGCCAGAAGAUGAUGAGGGAGAAGAAAGUGACCAUUCCUGAGCUGUUUCGCUCUCCCAUCUACCGCCAGCCCAUCUUGGUUGCCAUCAUGCUCCAGCUGUCGCAGCAGCUUUCUGGAAUCAACGCUGUAUUUUACUACUCGACUGGGAUCUUUGAGCGAGCAGGUGUUUCACAGCCUGUGUAUGCCACCAUUGGUGCUGGGUUGGUCAACACUGCCUUCACUGUUGUUUCUCUGUUUGUGGUGGAGCAUGUGGGCCGACGACCUCUUCAUCUCAUCGGUUUGAUGGGGAUGGCGGUUUCUGCAGUUUUUUUAACUGUUGCCAUGGCACUAUUGGACCAGCUCAGGUGGAUGUCGUAUGUCAGCAUCGUGGCCAUCUUCAGCUUCGUAGCCUUUUUUGAAAUCGGCCCCGGCCCCAUCCCGUGGUUCAUUGUAGCCGAGCUCUUCAGCCAGGGGCCCCGGCCUGCUGCCAUCGCAGUUGCUGGUUUCUGCAACUGGUCUGCCAAUUUCAUAGUGGGAAUGAGCUUCCAGUAUGUUGAGCUACUCCUCGGUCCUUAUGUCUUCAUCAUCUUCACCGUUCUGCUGCUUGGCUUUUUCGUCUUCACUUACUUCAAAGUACCUGAGACAAAGGGCCGCACCUUCGACGAGAUCGCAGCAGGUUUCCGUCACUCCUCUGGUCAGGGGGCUGAAAAGUAUGCAGCUCCAGAAGAAUUCAACACGCUCAAGGGGGAUGACCCUGACCUGUAGACGCUGGCAGCAAGUACCUGCAACAAGUCACCCUCAUGUUUCACGGCUCGAUGUAACACUGCCGGUUUAAUAUUCACAUUGGUAUUUAUAGAUUUAUAUUGUCAUUGUGGCCUUAGUCUGUAGCACAAAUAAUUUUUU
Molecule: messenger RNA, 1766 nt
Organism: Poeciliopsis prolifica (blackstripe livebearer)
Lineage: Eukaryota; Metazoa; Chordata; Actinopteri; Cyprinodontiformes; Poeciliidae
Product: solute carrier family 2, facilitated glucose transporter member 1-like
Exons: 10
Coding region: 147-1628 (493 amino acids)
Biological process (GO): monosaccharide transmembrane transport; response to insulin
Cellular component (GO): basolateral plasma membrane; apical plasma membrane
Molecular function (GO): hexose transmembrane transporter activity
Source: RefSeq, a predicted model, not a curated record